Letharia columbiana is the source of this 1077-nucleotide messenger RNA. RefSeq lists its product as uncharacterized. The transcript has 2 exons. Gene Ontology annotation, cellular component: nucleus; cytoplasm. The record is from RefSeq and is a predicted model, not a curated record. Lineage: Eukaryota; Fungi; Ascomycota; Lecanoromycetes; Lecanorales; Parmeliaceae. The coding region runs from base 1 to 1077 and encodes 358 amino acids.
AUGAUGAUCAAUAGCCUUGAUGCUCGUGAUAGCCCACCACAGUCUAUCAAGAGUAUUUACAAAAAAUACCAGAAGCUCACGCUUGAGGCCAUUCAAUCAGAUCCUUCGAUCCUUGACUUUCGCCGGGGCUUGAGUGGUGAACAGCAAUGCAGAGCCCAAAAAGUUGGCAUUGUGCCGUUAUUCUCAAUAGAUGCUGCGUGUUCCCACCUUAGACUCGCUGAAGAUCAUAAGGGCGUGGCGCCUAGUGUGGACGUGCCGAUUUAUGAACCCAAAGCUGUACCAGGACUGCUCAUAUUACCAGCUUUAGUACCCGAACAUGCCCAGCAAGAUCUUCUAUCCAAAUUACUACAUAGGGAUCUAGCAGAUCCAAGACACCAGACGAAUGUACAUUUACAUCAUCUACUUCCAUAUCAAGCUACCAACCCGAGGAAGACCGGCCUUUCAAAUGUUGGCAAUGCUUCAUUCUUCACUAUGUCUCCUGUGUCUCCUGAACUUUUCCCCCCGAUUGAUCACACAAGCCAUAAGGCUCUAACUGUGUCGCAAUUUCUCAAUCGAAAGCUACGUUGGAUGACCCUAGGCGGUCAAUACAAUUGGACAGAAAAGAAGUACCCGGCUGAGAAUGCUCCAUCUUUUCCGGAAGAUAUAGCAGCUUUUUUUCACCAUCUGUUUCCUGAUAUGAGGCCAGAAGCGGCAAUCUUGAAUGUAUACGCUCCGGGAGAUACCCUCAGCGUGCAUCGUGAUGUGAGUGAGGAGUCUGAUAAUGAGCUGGUGAGCAUCAGCUUUGGCUGUGAUGGCAUUUUUAUUGUUGGGCUCGAAACUGAAAAGGGCGAGGAGCCGAAAUGUGUUGGUGUACGCUUGCACUCAGGAGACGCCGUCGUUAUGAGCGGACCAGCUCGGUUUGCUUGGCACGGCGUGCCUCAAGUCAUUGGUAACAGUUGCCCAGUAUCAUUGCGUGACUGGCCCGCCAUCGCGGAUGAUGAGAGCACAACCAGCGUCGGCGAAGACCCCUACGAAGCGUGGCGAGGUUGGAUGUCGAAUAAGAGAAUCAACCUGAACAUGCGCCAAAUGAAAGAUUGA